UUGUGAUGUGCUUAUUUUGUGGAAAAUUGUUGAGGUAUAAAGGUAUUAUUUUAAGUGUAGACUCAAAUCAUGACGCUAAAAAUACGUGUUGCGGUGAUGGUGUCUCGUUGACUUUUCUUGCGGUGAUGCGGUGUUCGUUAAUUUUUCUUGCGGUGUUACGGUGUUCAGAACCCCCCCAUGUCCCCCUCAUUUAACCACCUCGCUCAAAUGAGACGUGGAGUAUUUUCUAAGUCCCCUUAUUGAAGUACAGUUUUUGGAAUUAUACAGGCCGAAAACAGUCUUUAUGGUCUGUCAAUUUCACCAAUCAACAAUCGCAUCUGACAGCAAAUGUAGUUAGUAGUCAUAGAUGUCGAUAUUUUGGUCGACUAUAUGAUGGUUCAAUCACGAAGGCGAUUUACAGGACGGAAUACUUUCAAGUAUAAUUAUUUGAGCUCUGUUCGGUCCUUUAAAUCGAAAUGCAUCGAUUGGAUUUAUUAUGUUAAAUAUCAUACAUUUUAUUCCACUUUCACUAGUUCCGCAAGAAAUCCGAGCCCAGGGACCUAGGACUGAAGCUGCUUUUAAAGAAGCCAUAGAAAAAGGUAUUAUGUUACUUGGCCAGGACCGUGCAGGGAAAACAAGCCUGAAGAAAUUUCCUCUUGGCAUUCCUUUUGACCCUGAAGAAGAGAACACUGUAGGAGUCAAACUUGAAGCAACCAAGUUUGAAGUGGAGGUUGACCAAGUUAAGAACUGGCAGUGUACAGAUCAAAAGAAACUUGAUUUGUCUGUGUUUCGCGAAGACAUAGCAAAGAUAACUGCCGAACACAUGAAAGCAAUGGAAGGUAGAAAACAGACAUCACACUCAGAUGAGAUUACAAAUUAUGCUGCACAAGUGAAAGAGCAAGGCAAUGGAAGUUAUUCCUCAAAGAGUCAAUUGGAAGUUACUAUCCUAGGAUCCAGUUGGGGUUUUCCACGUUUUGAUUCUUCAUUCUUUUCCCAAGAGUUGGCUAUUCAAUUGGCAAAAUUUGCUGAGGUUAAGGUCAGAUUUCUGGUCCCACAAAAUUCAUCCGGUGAAAUUGAUAAGGGAGCAGCUGCCAGGUAUGGUGUUACCAUUGCUGAAGUAGAGGAGCAACCAGGUUUUUAUGACCCUACUGAUUGGUUGCUUUUCCCACCACGAGACCUCACUACUGACAUCGUAGUUGGUGCAGGUGAAAAGCUUGGCAAAAUUGCAAAUCUUUUCAAGAAACAACACCAGUGCAAAAACAUUUAUGUUGCCAAUGACCCUUUCGAGGAGAGGCGACGUGAAUUAGUUUGCGGCGAGUUAUGGGAAGAUAACGGAAAUGUUGGACUUAGUCGAACGGCUGAUCUUGCUGUUGCCCCUGGACCUAAGAUUUCUGACAAUCUUUCGGCUUCCCUCCGUGGCCACGAGAAACAUGUUUUCAAACUCACUCCUGGUAUACUUAGUGAAUUUUCUAAUGUUAAACAAGCUACUGCUGAGCAAACAAAAUUUCGUAUCUUAAUGCUUGGCAGUGGAAACCCUGACAAUUUUGAACAAGAGAGUCUUAACACUGCCGCGCAAGCAGUGGCAGAGUUGAAUGACAAAUCUUAUCACCUUUUGUUUGCUGGUGCCGCAGAAGGGGAACAUGAGCGAUUUGCUGAAAAAUUUUCUCAGUGUGGUGUUUCAAAAAGUCAGCGAACCAUUCGAAGCCUUCCCAAAAGCAGAGAAAAGUUGAAAAGCUUGUUCUGUGAGGUAGACCUGGCCAUUAUGCCCUCAAGUGAACAGGGAUUUGGAAUGAUGGGUCUCGCAGCAUUAUCUUCUGGUCUGCCCGUCCUAGUACAUGAGGAUUCAGGAUUUGGUGAAGCCCUGAAAGAGGUCAAAUAUGGAACAUCAUCUACAAUGGGUUCUGAAGAUGCGAAUACCUGGGCAAAAGCAAUCAAGAGGGUGCGAAAAACAGAGAGGAAGAUAAGGCUUCAGGAGGCCACAUCACUACGUUCAGAUUAUGAUGAGAAGUACAGCUGGGAGAAACAGUGCGGAGCUUUGGUUCAAAAGAUUUUGACCAUGGUCUCUGCCCAACCAGACCAGACAACUGACCCACAAUCAUAAAAUGACGAAAACUGUUGCUUCUUAAGGUGUCACGGGCAAACCCAUCACUGUGUAGAGACGAAAGGACAUUGGCAUGUACAGUGUAUUAUCAAACUUAUUUUAAGAGCAGCCAAAUGCAUUUUAUUCGAAUUUUAGAAUAGGGACGUUUAAUGCAAUGUUUCAUUAGCAGUGUUGACAGCCAGUGUGCUGUACUAAGGCCACAUUUCAUUUAUUUAUGAACUUAAAGUAUGCUAGGUUGACGUAUUCUUGAAGACUAUUGAGUGUUCAUGCGACAACCUCUAGGUGUUGGCAAAUGGUGUACAUUUAGGGUACAUUUUUAAUUGGUAUAAUACAAGUCAAGCUUGACUAGUUAUUCAAGAUUCCAGGUUGAGUAGUCUUGUACAGUUUUCAUCGCCUUAAGGUGUCGGCACUGAGAGUGGUGCACAUGAAAGGCGUGAAAUAUUUAUUAUAGUAUAAGUUUUUCAUCUUGACUUGUUAUUCAAUACUACAAGUAGAGUGGUCCUGUAGUACAGUUUUCAUAGCCUUAAGGUGUCGGCACCCAGAGUGGUGCACAUUAAAGGCAUGAAAUGUGUAUUAUGAUAUAAGUUUUUAAUUUUGACUUGUUAUUCAAGACUACAAGUAGAGUUGUCCUGUUCAUAGCCGUAAGGUGUCGGCACCCAGAGUGGUGCACAUCAAAGGUAUGAAGUGUUUUUAUAAUAUGUUUUUAAUCUUGGCUUGUUAUUCAAGAUUACAAGUAGAGUGUUCCUGUAGUACAGUUUUCAUAGCCUUAAGGUGGCGGUACCCAGAGUGGUGCACAUUAAAGGCCUGAAAUGUUUAUUACCUGAUUUUUUAUUCAAGACUACAAGUAAAGUGGUCGUGUAAUACAGUUUUCAUAGCCUUAAGGUGUCGGCACCCAGAAUGGUGCACAUCAAAGGCAUGAAAUGUUUAUUACUUGACUUAUUAUUCAAGACUACAAGUAGAGUGAUCUUGAAGCCCAGUUUUCAUAGCCUCAAGGUGUCGGUACCCAGAGUGGUGCACAUUGAGGGCAUAUUGGUAUAAAAUUAGUGUGUAUAAUGUAACUUUUUUAAACUAGACGUGUUGAAGACUAGAAGUAAAGUAGUCGUGUACUACAGCUUUAUACAGGUAUUCAACCAUACGUCUCGGCCCCCAGAGUGGUGCAGACCAAGGGAAAAUUUUAGUACGUUGUGUACUGUACAUUUUAAAGCUAGCUAUAACUAUUUAGGAUUCAGGAUAAAGGAAAAACUAAACAAAAACAGAAGAUUUUUGUUUUUUUAAAAAGUAGAGUGGUCGCGCAGUACAGACUUCAUAGUCUCUUAAGGUCUCGGUACCCAGAGUGUGCACAUCAAGGGAAUUUUAUUAUAAUGCAAGUUUUCAAUUUUGACUUGUUAUUUCAAGACUGCAAGUGGAGUAGUCCAGUGAGGUGUCGGUACACAGAGUGGUGCACAUCAAAGGCAUAGAAUUUUUAUUUUGUAAUGUAAGUUUUUGACUUAUCACUCUUAAAGACUACAAGUAGGUGUAUCUUAGUUAUCCUCAGUUUAGUACAGCUUGCUUUUCAAGCAACUUUAUAUCCAUGUUGAUUGUGUGUUUUAAAUUUAUUUUAUCAGACUACAUGAUUGUAUUUUUUUGUUUUUAUCGUGAGCACUAACUUACAAGUAAUUGCUUUGCUACCAUCGUGUAUAAAUAAAGGUUUCAACUUAUUUUUA
Molecule: messenger RNA, 3783 nt
Organism: Orbicella faveolata
Lineage: Eukaryota; Metazoa; Cnidaria; Anthozoa; Scleractinia; Merulinidae
Source: RefSeq, a predicted model, not a curated record